Carassius carassius (crucian carp) is the source of this 2429-nucleotide messenger RNA. RefSeq names its product von Willebrand factor A domain-containing protein 1-like. The transcript has 6 exons. The coding region runs from base 306 to 1820 and encodes 504 amino acids. Lineage: Eukaryota; Metazoa; Chordata; Actinopteri; Cypriniformes; Cyprinidae. Gene Ontology annotation, molecular function: protein binding. The record is from RefSeq and is a predicted model, not a curated record.
CUGCAUUCAGUAACCCAGAGACACUUUAUUCCGUGAAGAGGUUUGAUCAACACUGUGAAGUUUAUGGGAGAGCGAAAGAUUACGUGUUUAUUUCGUUCUCCGCGCUUUAAUUAUAUAGAAUAACUGCGCAGGUGCGAUUUUAUUGCAGUUACAUAAAAAAGCUCCAGUGACUCCCUGCAUUGAAUUCGACUUUGAAAGUGAACCGUAGGGGUCUUAGAAAAACAAUUUUGAAUAGAAACUGUGCUAGGCGAUGUAGACGCUUUAAAACGUACAGAACAGACUGUAAUUUCGGAUUAAAGUCCACCAUGGAGGUCCGUCCAGCGCUCACGUGUGUUUUGUUCAGCGUGUUUCUGUGGACAGGAGACGCUCAGCACUCGGUACCUGAUUCAGUUUUAAACUGCUGUGAGGGAGAUGUCCUCUUCCUCCUGGACUCCUCUGGUAGCGUGGCUUCCUACGAGUUCUUCCGUAUGGUGGACUUCCUCAAGGAGCUCCUGCUGCCUUUCUCGCUGGGGCCGGAUCAAGUGAGGGUGGGACUGCUGCAGGUUGGGACUGAACCCCAUCUGGAGUUCAGCUUUGACACCUACAGCUCCCAGGACGGACUGCAGACGGCCCUGGGGAGGGCUAAACAGCUGAAGGGCGACACAAACACGGUGGAUGCUCUCCUGAUGGCUAGGAACCAGGUUUUGAAACAGGGCGUGCCGGGAGGUGCCAGACCAGAUCUGCCCAGGGUUCUGGUUUGGCUCACGGAUGGAGUGGACCCCGGCGAGGUGCAGGAACCAAUGGCGAGGCUGCGGGAAGAGGGCGUGGCCGUCCUGGUGGUUUCCACUGGCCAUGGGAACUAUAAGGUGCUGAGAGAGGCUGUGAGUCCACCCGCAGAGGAGCACCUGUUCUUUGUGGACAUCGAUGAUAUCAACAUCAUCAGCGAAGACUUGAGGAACGCAAUUAUUGAGAUUAUCCGGGCCGAGAGGCUACAGGUGAAGUCGGUCACCAGCACUACUGCUCAGCUGGAAUGGAGGCCUGUGUUGGCCGGCACUGGCUACUAUGAAAUCCAGUUUGGUCCCAUCCGAUCAGGGCAGAUCGGAGGGCCGGUAUCUCCAGGCACCAGUCCUGGCACUGGUUUGGGUCCUUUCCAGAGGAUCACGCGUAGCGGAGAUGCCAGCUCUGCGAUGCUGACUGGCCUGCGUCCAGACACCACAUACACAGUCACGCUCACACCGAAGGCCAACCUAGAGUUCCUCAACUCUCUUCACACCACCUUCAAAACCCAGCCAGUGAAUCCUCCCCAGCCGGAGGUGCAGACUCUGUCCACAGUGAGCGUGUCAGAGUCCAGCACUAACAGUGUGCGUGUGAGCUGGGGUCCGCUGCUGCCUCACCUCAUCCAGGGGUACACGCUGGAGUAUUCAGCGCUUCCUACAGGCCCGCUGCGGGUCGUCAGCGUCAGUAACAGACAGAACUCCACAGUCCUGACCGGUCUCCACGCCGACACACAGUACCUGGUCACCGUGAGCGCGAGACAGGCCUCCGGCAGAGAGAGAGCCAUGACGGUUAAAGUCUGUACACAGGAGGUGUUGCCAGCUCUCUCAGAUCUGCAGCUGACCACAGUGGGCAAUGAGUCAGUGCAGCUCCGCUGGAAGGGGAGUUACGAUGGUCUCCGUGGCUACUGGGUCACAUGGGAGCGAAGUCAGAGCCAGCGCUCCACCCUGUAUCUACCACCCAACCGGCUCUCCACCACCCUUAACCAUGUGCCCUCCAGGGCCCGUGUCUGCGUCUCUCCGGUGUACCGGACAGCCCGUGGGGAGGGACUCUGCUGCACUGCUUAAAUGCGCUCCGCUGUGUUGACCUGGAACUGUGGAGAGCCAUUCUACCAAAUAUGAAAGAAGUGGGAAUGAACAACACCAAAAACUUCCCACAAAUAGACAGAUGGGAGGACGGGGAGUCUAGGACACUGUUGCGGUUUGAAUACUUAUACCCCAUAGAUGGUGAUCUUUAAACACACCCACACAACAUGCACUGACAAACAAGCUCCAAUCCAUGCUUCUAACACAGAGACUAAAUGAGUCUGAACUCAAAAAUGACCUUCUGGAGAAUCAGACUUUUAAAGGAAUGUUUCGGGUUCAAGUUCAGUGCUAUUGAUGGCUGAGAUCUGUGGCUUGCUGUAUAUUACCGCAGUCCAGAGUUCAUUUCUCGCAAUUCGGACUUUGUUUCUUGCUAUUUUUAGGAGAAAAAGUAAGAACUGCAUGAAAUAAACUCAUAAUUCUUAAAAAGAGUUUAAAUCAUAGUUAUUUUUUUCUUAUAUUUUUUUUUCUCACACUUUUUUUUUGCCUCAAAGCUCAAUUUUCACUUCUCGCAAUUCUGUUUUUUCCCCUCCAUUGAAUAAAAAAUAAAGUUAAUUGUGACUUUUUCUUGAAAUUUAUAUCACACAAUUCAAC